AUGCGAAUCUUGCCAGGGGCCACGGCGGGCGACGAGCCCUCUCCCAAGACGGCAGAGGACAAGAACCAGCACCGCCGGAUGCAAGUCCGCAGGGCCCAGAUCCACCAUCGCCAGCGCAAGGCAAACCACGUCAAGCAGCUCGAGCUCGACGUCUGCCAGCUGCGGGACCUCAUCGCCCUCGCCAAGCACGACGCCCGCGCCCUCGAGCGCCAAAACGACGACAUGCGCGCCGUCCUGCGCACCGGCGCUGACCGUCGCCAGCAGCCCGUCGCCGGCCCUCCGCCUCGGCACUCGUGGCCGCUCCCCGAGCCGGCGUCGCCCGAGAUGUUUGGCGGCGUCGACGUCGACGACUUGACCGUGACGCUCGGCGUUAGCGAUGCCAUGGGCACGCCCUGCUUCCAGAUCAGCCCCCGCUCCUCGUCGAGCGGCAGAAGCCCUUCCAUACGCGGCAGCAGUCCCUCGGAGUCGUUGGGACCCGAGGCGCCGCUGACGCCCGAGCAGGAACAGCGAGCCAUCAACUUUAUCCUUGCACUCGAGCACAUCUGCUGGAACCACUUCGCCCCAGGCGACUUCCACUCCCACACGCACCAGUCAGAAAAACCGCGCGGCCACGCCCUCACCGCCAGCGCCUACCUGAUGGCCAGCGCUCCCGAGUCCGUCUAUAAAGACCGCAAUGCACUGAAAAGCAGCUGGCCCGCGCCGGCCAUGACGCUCGCCUCGCUGCUCGGCCUGGCCCGGUCGCUCAACCCGGGCGACAAGGAGACCACGCCCGUCCAGGCCUGGUUCGAGCUGGCCUCACGCUACCCCGUUGGCCUGCUGCUGGGCGGCGACGCGCUCGAGGCCCUGUUACGCGAGUUCAAGGGCGUCGUGCACUGUAUCCAUUUCGGGGCCGUCAUGGAGAGGAUGGCGUUUGAGAGCGUCGUGAUGAGGGUCCUGGGCCCGCCCGAGGCGCCUGUGUGCGCUGCUGGCUGA
Hirsutella rhossiliensis is the source of this 972-nucleotide messenger RNA. Its product is annotated as alanine racemase. Gene Ontology annotation, molecular function: DNA-binding transcription activator activity, RNA polymerase II-specific; transcription cis-regulatory region binding. NCBI's taxonomy places the organism in Eukaryota, Fungi, Ascomycota, Sordariomycetes, Hypocreales, Ophiocordycipitaceae. Bases 1 to 972 code for a protein of 323 amino acids. Gene Ontology annotation, cellular component: RNA polymerase II transcription regulator complex. The record is from RefSeq and is a predicted model, not a curated record. The transcript has 3 exons.